Molecule: messenger RNA, 2875 nt
Organism: Epinephelus moara (kelp grouper)
Lineage: Eukaryota; Metazoa; Chordata; Actinopteri; Perciformes; Serranidae
Gene: sp7
Product: Sp7 transcription factor
Exons: 2
Coding region: 77-1465 (462 amino acids)
Biological process (GO): regulation of transcription by RNA polymerase II
Molecular function (GO): RNA polymerase II cis-regulatory region sequence-specific DNA binding; DNA-binding transcription factor activity, RNA polymerase II-specific
Source: RefSeq, a predicted model, not a curated record
CUUCCAAACUGUCCCGGGACUCCGAGCUGCGCUUCUCCCGCUCCCCUCAGCUUCCUAAGGAUUUUGUUUCUCAGGGAUGGCCGCAUCUAUUCUGGAGGUAGGGAAUGUGAUUGAAGACGCACGCUAUGGCUCCAGUCCUCUGGCUAUGUUAACUGCUACCUGUAACAAGUUUGGCAGCACAAGCCCCGUCAGGGAUUCGGCUACACCCGGUAAGACCGGCAGCGCUACUCCAGUAAAGAAGCCCUACAUCAUGACCUCUGACCUUCAGACAGCUAAGAACGGACGGACCGCAGACGGCAGUGGCCUGGCGGACUCCUACACUGGCUCCUUCACCACAGCUGGAGGAGGAGGAGGAGGUGGCGGGCUGCUUACCCCCACUGGAAGCCCCCCUCCUUCAGCCGGAGGCUACACUACAGAAUAUAACCCCUUCUCCCACUCUUUCCAAACCUCCAUCUCCCAGGACCCGUCUCUUUUAGUGUCUAAGGCCCACGCUACAGCCGACUGCCUCACCAGCGUCUAUACCUCGCUGGAUAUGACACACCCCUAUGGCUCCUGGUAUAAAGCCGGUAUCCACCCUGGCAUUACUGCUGCUCCCGCGAAUGCCACGUCCUCCUGGUGGGAUGUCCACCCUAACUCCAACUGGCUGUCAUCAACUCAGCCUCAGACGGACGGAGGUCUCCAGGCCUCCCUGCAGCCUGUGGCACCCCAGGCCUCCCUUAGCCCACAGCUGCCCAGCUACAGCACCGACUUUACGCCACUCAACCCAGCUCCUUACCCCUCUGUGGGACUGGGCUCCUCCUCACACCUCCUCCAGCCCUCUCAACACAUGCUGCCCCAGGACAUGUACAAGCCCAAGCCUGUGCAAAGUGCAGGGCUGAUUGAGAGCCCCAUGGGCCUAAAGCCUGCUAGGGGAUCAGGGGGCUACAGCGGAGGAGGUGCACCCACCAGGUCCUCAUGUGACUGCCCCAACUGCCAGGAGCUGGAGAGGCUGGGGGCCUCGGCUGCAUCCCUGAGGAAGAAGCCCGUCCACAGCUGCCACAUCCCAGGCUGUGGGAAGGUCUACGGCAAGGCCUCCCACCUCAAAGCCCACCUGCGCUGGCACACUGGUGAGCGGCCCUUUGUUUGCAACUGGCUGUUCUGCGGGAAGCGUUUCACCCGCUCGGACGAACUGGAGAGGCACGUGCGCACCCACACGCGGGAGAAGAAGUUCACCUGCCUACUGUGCAACAAGCGUUUCACACGCAGCGACCACCUCUCCAAGCACCAGAAGACCCACGCAGAUUCUGCAAUGCAGGGGAAAGCUGUAGCUGUGGAGGGAGAGACAGAUCCUCGGAGUGAGGAGACCACAGAGCUCAACGCCAGCGCUGUGCCCAACAAUCCUGUUGCUGACCAAAUCACCAAUGGAGAUGAGAAGACUGGCACACCUAAUGGAGUGGAGAACAGCAGUGGACUGUUGGAGAUCUGACUUUGUUAAGACUUGUAUCCAGUGCUAUUGUGAGACGUGGUUCGUUAGAUUUUUAUGGUGGAAAAAAUUCACCUUUUAAGUAAGAAAAGACAGUAUUUUGUUUCAAGACAUACAAAGGAUAUCAGACUAUGUUUGAAAAGACUUGAUAUGAUAAAUGACUGAGCAUGUUGCAGGUAGCAAUCACUUCAUUAUCUGUGGACCACACACACGCCAAUAAAAGGAAACUAAAGCCUGCAAACACACACACAAAUGCACAAAUGUACGGAGGCAGACACAAACGCACACAUAAAUAUGAGCAACCGAGCCAUGAUGUACAUGGAAACAAAUAUAACACGCGCAUGUGCACAUACACGAGCACAGAAAUAACUGUGAGCAAAUGUGCAAACAUAUAGAAUUCAUACAUACACGCACACACACUCACACAAGUAAACACACUCAUGCACACAUUUUCUGCCUUUCAAAUGAGACAAACCACUGGGGAAAUUUAAUCUGCGAAAGCAGAAGGAAAAGAGCUCUGAAGCCGCAAAAGGAAAGUAGUUUUAGAAGGAGACUUAUGGUUAGGAUGGUGGAGUUGAUGGAGCAUUGCAUGCCUAAAGAAAAAUCUGAUUUACAGCUGUACUUUGAUACUUAUUCAUUAUUCUUGAAACAAUCAAUGGACAGUCUUACUUACUGCUUCGUAUUGCCAAAGAUGUCUUGAUGUAAAGAGUUUUGCAUUUUACUUUUGUUUGCUGUUUGCUUCUUAUAUGUCUAAUUUAAUUUCAUAUUUACAUAAAUAAUCUAAUUUAUGUCUUAAAUUAUACACAUGGAAGAUAAUCUUGCACCCUGCAGGAAAUAUAAUGCCUGAAUAAAUGCAAGAUGGUUGAAGCUGGCCAAAAUGAAAAGAAAAUGCAUUAAAUUAAGACUUUUUUUUCUCUUAUUUAUUAGUUAUAAGGUGGAGUUUGGGGCUGUGUUUUUAAAGAUUUAUUUAUAGAUCCUGAAGUUAGAUGUGCGUGUAAACUAUUUCAGUAUACUCUUUUAAUUGUGAAGUCUUCCACACCUGGCAAAGUUAUGAUUAAUAAGGGCUUCUCCUUGUUUGUACAUACUAUAUAUUUACAACAAUAUAUAGAUAUUGUUAGGUGUGUUAUUUUUGUACUUUUUUUUUAUGUAUUUUCUAUAUUUUGUGUAACUUUCCAAGACAAAAAAAGAUCUCUAAGUUGCAUCAGUAUAAAGUUAAACAUAAGAGCUUAAUUUGUUGUCCAUAAUUUUGCUCAUUGUAGAAUUAAACUACCACUGUUUGUUGAUUUGUGAAAGUAGUGUAUAAGGUACUGUAAAUACUGAUAAAGCAUUAAACCUCGUAAGGGUAAACCUGUUGUAAAAGUUGUGGUGUGAAAUCAUGACAAUGUUGGUGCUUUCAAAAGUAAAGAAAUUUCA